GCAGACCACACCUACUGCACUGCUUGACUCCUGACUGGUCAAGCACUAAACUGAUCUGUCCGUACAGAUACCCGCGAUCGACACGAUGUCCCGAGUCUUUUAGAGAGAAAACGAGCUACGGGACGAACGGCAGACCAUGGAGGGACUUUUCACAUUGCUCACAUUGAGCACUGUGAUGGCGAUUACGUCCUUCGUCGUGGGUUCAUUGCCGUUAGCAUUCAAACUUUCACCUUCGCAAUUGAGACUGAUAUCUUCCCUUGGCAUGGGAGUUUUGGUUGGGACAUCUCUUAUUGUGAUUAUACCAGAAGGAGUGGAGACUCUGUACGAUGCCAUGACUGUUGGACACAAAGGCCUCAGCAGCCGCUCUGUGCCCCUUCAAUUCCUGCAUGAACGAUCGGUUAUCCCUACUAUCACAACAUUCCCCAUUGGAAACGACGAGGCAGAACGAUGGGAGGGAUUUUCGAAAAUUUCCACUACCGAUACACCUAUUAUCCACCUUGCGCGAGAUUCGCAUACCGAGAAAGCCAAGGACACCUCAAGCGCCGAAUCGGAGCAUGACCAUAAUGGCGAGAGCUCUCCUCAUGCCUGGGUAGGCAUUGCGCUUAUAAGUGGGUUUAUUCUCAUGUACCUUAUCGACAAAAUUCCCGAAUUUGCAUCGCCAGCGAAACCUCAAAGACCGCCACAUCACAUAUCUUUGGACAACCUGGGCUCUGGGCUUCGCCGGAAUUCAUCGCCGUCCCGGGAUGGGGGCCUUUUGGCUGCCGCGCACAGCCAACGAAGCAGUCAUAGCUUUGCGACGACUACUGGUCUAGUCAUUCACGCAGCGGCUGAUGGUAUUGCUCUUGGGGCAUCUACUUCCGACACUGGACUUAGUUUCAUCAUCUUUCUAGCCAUAAUGGUUCACAAGGCCCCCGCGUCAUUUGGGCUUACAUCAGUUCUUCUCAGGCAGGGCCUUUCAAGCCGUGCUGCCAGGACGCAUUUGUUUGUUUUUAGCUUGGCUGCCCCUGUUGGCGCCUUGGCGACUUUCUUGUUUGUGCAUCUACUAGGGUCAGGAACCACUGAUGAGGCAAGUGCACGCUGGCGUACAGGGGUUUUACUAUUGUUCUCAGCUGGCACAUUCCUAUAUGUUGCUAUGCACACCAUGCAGGAAAACAGCUCAACUCCUUCUCGGGACUUGCCAGUCAACGGUUAUGAUGCGAGGGAAGUAGCGAAGCCUGAGAAGUCCACCAGGGAUCUGAUUGCUUCUGUGAUCGGCAUGAUACUACCGCUCUUUCUCCAGAUCGGGCACGCUCAUUGA
Aspergillus nidulans FGSC A4 is the source of this 1297-nucleotide messenger RNA. Its product is annotated as Mn(2+) transporter ATX2. The transcript has 3 exons. Gene Ontology annotation, biological process: zinc ion transport; metal ion transport; transmembrane transport. Gene Ontology annotation, cellular component: Golgi membrane; endomembrane system; membrane. The record is from RefSeq and is a predicted model, not a curated record. Gene Ontology annotation, molecular function: metal ion transmembrane transporter activity. The coding region runs from base 137 to 1297 and encodes 386 amino acids. NCBI's taxonomy places the organism in Eukaryota, Fungi, Ascomycota, Eurotiomycetes, Eurotiales, Aspergillaceae.